Messenger RNA from Cloeon dipterum, 4351 nucleotides. Its product is annotated as discoidin domain-containing receptor 2-like. The coding region runs from base 162 to 3032 and encodes 956 amino acids. NCBI's taxonomy places the organism in Eukaryota, Metazoa, Arthropoda, Insecta, Ephemeroptera, Baetidae. The transcript is spliced from 18 exons. Gene Ontology annotation, biological process: cell surface receptor protein tyrosine kinase signaling pathway; positive regulation of kinase activity; multicellular organism development. The record is from RefSeq and is a predicted model, not a curated record. Gene Ontology annotation, cellular component: plasma membrane; signaling receptor complex. Gene Ontology annotation, molecular function: ATP binding; collagen binding; protein tyrosine kinase collagen receptor activity.
ACUCAACCCCGGCGGCUCAGUGUGCGUUCAGUGCUGGUGCCGUGUCCACGAUUCGCCAACUCCGCUCCGGCCCCAGACUCAGGUUGCAGCAGUGGCGUCGCAUGUGUCUCUGGUGAACACCACUGUGCGUGUUUGUUGAGCGACCACACGGACUCAGUGAAAUGCAUCGGCGAGUGUGCCUGGCGGUGUUGUUGGUGGGUGUGGUGAGCAGCCUCGACCUCCGUGACUGCGACCUGCCCCUGGGAAUGGAGAACGGUGACAUCCCAGACGCCGCCAUCACAGCCAGCUCGUCCUACGUGCCCAACGUUGGACCCCAAAAUGGACGGUUGCGGAUAGAACGCAACGGCGGUGGUUGGUGUCCAAAGCAGCAGAUGAAAGAGGGUGUACGUGAGUAUCUGCAAAUCGACCUGGGCACCGUGCACAGGGUCGGCGGCAUUCAGACACAGGGCAGGUACGACCGGGGUCGAGGGCUCGAAUAUGCCGAGGAGUACACGCUUGAGUACCGACGCUCCGGUCUGCCUGAUGAAGAAUGGCGAAAGUACCGCACCUGGGACCUUAAAGAGAUCCUGACAGGCAACAGCGACACGUCGACAAUCGUGAAUCACUACUUGAACCCGCCAAUCAUCGCAAGCCAAAUCAGAAUUCUGCCGCACAGCAUUCAUCAAAGGACAGUGUGCAUGCGGGUGGAACUGCGCGGCUGCCAAUACGAUAGUGGGAUAAUCAGCUACUCAAUGCCGGAAAGCAAGCACGAGGGGGAAGCGGGCGAGCUGCAGGACGUGCUGUACGACGGCGUCCGCGCCGGGGGUCUGCUGCGAGGCGGCCUCGGCCUCCUGGUCGACGGGCAAAUUGGCGCUGAUAAUUUCCGCGUGGAUAUUGGCUACGGAAAGGGAGCUGGCUGGGUGGGCUGGCGCAACGACACGCCGCGCUCUAGAUUCGUCGAGCUGAUAUUCGAGUUUGAUCAAGUUCGCAACUUCAGCGCCGUCAACCUGUACACAAACAACUUCUUCAGCAAGGACGCCCAAGUAUUUUCCAGAGCAAAGAUCAUGUUCAGCUACGGUGGCAAAUUCUACAACGGUCGGCCGCUCACGUACAACUACAUGCCGGAUCGGGUUCUGGAGCAGGCGAGGAACGUUUCCAUCCAUCUCCACGGCAGGACCGGCCGCUUCGUCAAAUUGCAGCUUUGGUUCGCGGCCAAGUGGAUUCUCCUGGGAGAGGUCACCUUCGACUCGGAUCCAUUCUACGGAAAUUUCACGGACGAAACGGAAGCCAGCGUGGAUGCUAACGAAAUGGUUGGAAACUCGAUGGUGCACGACUCGGAUUGGGAGCAGUAUGAGACGAUUGCUGCGCCGCACGAGGGCCAGAGCUACGUGGAAGUGGUGGUCGGUGUGUUGUCGGCCAUCUCGCUGCUGCUUCUGCUCGUCUUUGCGGUGAUCGUGGUGCUCAGCAAGAGACACAAGCUACAGGGCUCGCCCACCACCAUCCUGAGGAACUCAUUCGGCGCAACCAUCAACAUGAAGGUGCCCUUUUUUCAGGAUCUGCUUAUGAACCUGUCACCUAUGGGCAACAGUUUAGUGCCGAUGAACGGCCCCCUGACACCACCUUCACCGACGGCCACGCCCCUGCGCCAGGGUUCACCGCCGCCGCCAACCCUGGAGGAGCUGCUCAUGACGCCGUCGGCGCCGCCCGCCUGCCCCAGCCCGUCGGGCAACCAGGUGCCCCUCAGCACGUCCUCAAACACGCUUUACUACGAGCGGCAGUACAGGUCGCCUCUGAUCGAGGCCGCCAGGGCGCAGAACGGCUACGCAGCCACCGCAAACCUUCACAGGGGAGCAUCCCUUGCAGCAGAUCUAGACGGUAGCGAUAUGGAAGGCGAGAACUCGCCGCUGCGUUUCAACAGCGUGGAAGGUUCACUGCAGGCCGCGGAAAGGUCGUCGAGCAACCAAAUCAUCAAUCUGGGCAACUUCUUUCCAAGGGUGGCGUCCGAGCCCACAAACCGCAAGAGAUACCAUACUGCCCCUAGGGAAAAGCACAGGGUGCCGCCGCCGGUUGUGUCGUGGAACAUCGCCCCCAGCAUGGGCCACCCCUACAAGUGCAGGGAGGCUGAGGUCAACGACAUCCCCCGAUGCAUGAUUCAAAUAGUGCAGAAAUUCGGUAUUUGCCACGCUGGAGAGGUUCUUCUAUGUGACCUGGAUAGCCCUGAGGAGGUAGGCACAAACAGCCCCCUGGUAGCCGUGCGCGUGAACAACGAUGAUGAAGGUGCGACUAGUGAGACGACCCUGCGCGAGAUACGCUUCCUCUCGUCACUGCAGGACUGCAACGUUGUUCGAAUGCUGGGCGUGGUCACCUCGGAGCAGCCGCACUGGACCGUCUUCGAGUACCCUGAGCUCGGUGACCUGGCACACUUCCUGCAAUUCCGGAUCGGGCCAUCGCAGCCACCGGUCUCGCCCUGUCCCGGCAACACCACCACUCUCAGACCCAACAGUCUGCAGACCCUAAGCUUCGGGUGCCUCAUGUUCAUGGCGACGCAGAUUGCUUCCGGAAUGAGAUACAUGGAGCAGAGAAACGUAGUGCAUAAGGAUUUAGCAGCGAGGAACUGCUUCGUUGGUCGAGGCUACGCGGUGAAGGUGGGCGACUUCUCCAUGUGUAACCCGAUCUACAAGGAGGACUACAGCGAGAUCGGCGGCCGGCCUCCUCGGCCCAUUCGCUGGCUCCCAUGGGAGAGCAUCCUGCUCGACCGGUACACGUGCAAGAGCAGUUCAUGGUCGUUCGCGGUCACCCUGUGGGAAAUCCUCACCCUGGCCAGGGAUAGACCCUUCUGCACCAUGUCCAAUGAGAUGGUGAUUCAGAAUGCCGAGAGGAUGUACUAUGGAGGAGAACUUGAGGUGUUUUUGUGCAAGCCACCAAUUUGCCCAAAGGAAGUAUACGACUUGAUGUGCGAGUGUUGGCGCCGAGAAGAGGACAUGCGGCCAUCAUUCAAGGAGAUUCACAUGUUCCUCAAGCGCAAGAACAUGGGCUACCAACCCAAUAAAUAGAACCAAAACUGUCUGUCCAGCUUUCAAGACCCUCAAAAAUGGUGCUUCCAGGAUUGAAAAUAUGAAUGACAAGACGUUUCACGGUGCCGCCGCGGUUACUUUCUCACAGCUUCUUUCAAACUCAAUAAAAAUAUCAAGAGAUUUUGUAAAUAAAUGACAAAUAGAGAUCUCUACACUUUGGCGAAAAUAUUGAUAUUAUACACAAGAAAGAGCAAUUAAGACUCGAGCCAUAAUUGGUAGUAUUUUUAUGAUUGGCUAGCAGCAGGGUAUAUUUUAAUAUUUUAUCAACGAUCGAUUACUGUACACAUAUUGAUAAUAAUGAUUACAACUGCAACCGCUGAGUGUGUGUGUGCGCGAAUAAUACUUUGAAAACAAUACAAUGAAAAAGAGUGUAAAUAACUAUAUCUGAAUGUACAUUCGUAGGCACUGACUAAUUGUAAUUAAUCGGAUAAGGUUCAUUGAUAAAUUGAUAAAAUAUGCUGUUCAAAUGUAGCGUGGAAGAUUUUAACGAAAAGUGAGAUUUGUUACUUUAGACUUGAUAUGCAAGAAAGUAUAAAUUACGAAAACAGUAUAUGGACCAUUCCUUCAACACACUCUAUAUUAAGCCACAAAUCGAUUAAGAGAGAGGAUUUUAGGUACUUAGGGCGACUCUGAAUUUAACUCUGUUUUGAUCGCGAGUAGAAAUUUAGUUAGUUAAAACUUCUGGGCACAAGUCUAUUGCAUUUUUAUAUGGAAGACUUUGAGUUACUCUAAAAUAAAGAGAAUCAGUCACCCUUCGGAAAUGUAGUGUGUAGGAAAGAAAAAUUGCCCUCAUUUCCCCAUCUCUAGUCAAAUAUAAGUGUGAUAUGCAAAUAACUUCGUAAAAUAAUAUUAAGAAAUCGUUUCGUUGGCUACUUUUGUUCCCGUUUGAAUGUUCACAUCCACAUUUUGCGAUGCGUUUGACAAAUUUAGAGGUGUAGGUGAAAUGCCACGAUGGAAUUGUAGAUUUUCAUGCUGUUCCAACUUUGUGCUCACUUAGGGAAAACAACACAAGUUGCCAAAAAAAUGGAGGUGGUUUUUUCCAGAAAUAAUUUGUAUUAUCGUUCAUCUCCGCAAGCAAGUGUAAGAAAAAUAUCCUAAAAGAACCGUGUCAUCGAGUUCCUCGCCCCUGAUGCAGAUAAAUUAACUAAUAAGUGUGAUGUCAUCUCUGUACAGUGGCUAUCGAACUGAAAAAAACUACCAAUCAUCACUUGUGUGGCAAAACACGCCUGAUUUAUUGUUUGUUGUUAAUUAUAACAUGAUCGAUUCGUCAAUAAACCAUCAAGUAAAGCCAAAAUCAA